GGUGAACGCUGCCUACGAAGCACCUACCUAUGAGGAAGUGAUGACCAUGUCAGUUCCAGCAAUUUGGACAAUUGCAUCCAAUCCAGGCUUAGUGCCUUCACCAAUGAAUGAGCCUCCUCCUUACAACGUAGUUAUUGAAUCAUCUGCCCAAGAAGAGAUUGUGGUGGAGGCUCUCAGGGUGUCAGUGGCGUCAGACACAAGGCACACCUCUGAGACAGACACAGGCUCCAGGAUGCAGUUGCAGCUGGUGCUUCCCCCUAGACUGCAGCGGUUUGUUUCAGACAUCCAUGAAGUGAAAGGUGUUGAAGACAGGUUUGAGCCACCGGAGCCACUCACUCCACCACCUGCUUAUGAAAGUGCCAUCAACGAUGAGGUCUUUGAAGAUACUUUCCAGCCCUCCACAUUAUGAUUAAUUUCAACUUCCAUGAAUGCAGAACCAAACCCUCACUCCAAUACAGGAUGCUCCUCAAGGGAAGGUGAAAGAUCUGAGAUUUUUCAUGCCCAAAACUGUAAAAGUUUGUCUCACCAUUCUUUGAACCAGAGAUGA
Molecule: messenger RNA, 547 nt
Organism: Pterocles gutturalis (yellow-throated sandgrouse)
Lineage: Eukaryota; Metazoa; Chordata; Aves; Pterocliformes; Pteroclidae
Product: transmembrane protein 139-like
Exons: 1
Source: RefSeq, a predicted model, not a curated record